This is a messenger RNA of Closterium sp. NIES-67, 3227 nucleotides long. The record is from the annotation of a GenBank genome assembly. Lineage: Eukaryota; Viridiplantae; Streptophyta; Zygnematophyceae; Desmidiales; Closteriaceae.
UGGACGAAACACGAUCUGUCCGGUCUUGCCUGGUUCGAGUGGCUAUCAACUCUAUCCAAACCUUGAGUGGCAGAGGCCACGUUGUUCUUCGUUACUGUAACAUGUUGAAACAAGACCGAGCUUCAAUCCCCACCUUCAUAAGCACGCCUCAUCGACUCGCUGGAAACACUCAUAUCUAAUUUAGUGCCGCACGCUCUAUGCAUGGCUCUGGGGGGGGGCGCGUGGUGGUGCGGCAGCACGACGGUGCGGGCGUUGGCGCUCGCACUGGCUGCGGCCGCCAGCCUUAUGGUCCCAUGCUCUGGCGCCGUCACAAACGAGACGCAAGCGCUGGUGAGCAUGGCGGCACAGUGGGGCGCGGCUGACGCGCUGGCGUCGUGGCAGGUGGACGACGUAUGCGCCGCCACAGGAGGGGCCGCAGGCGUCACGUGCCAAGACGCGUCCGUCACCGCCUUGACACUGAGCAAGGCAGAGCUAUCGGGGAAUCUGCCUGUGGAGAUAGGCCUCCUCACAGCGCUCACUCUCCUGGACCUGAGCUACAACAAGCUCAACGGCACCAUUCCUCAGAGCAUCAGCAACCUCGCCAGACUGCAAACGCUGGUGCUAAGCAGCAACAAGUUCACAGCGGAUCUGCCCGAUGCUCUUUCGGGCCUCACCAGCCUGCUCCGACUAGAUAUUCAGCGCAAUUUAUUCUCUGGGUCCUUGCCUGCCUCCCUCUUCUCUCUCACCAGCCUUCGCAACCUCUACAUGGACGGCAACAAUUUCUCGGGCCCCUUGCCUGUGCAAGUCAGCGCUCUCACCAACCUCCGCACACUUCAGGUGAGCAGCAACAAGUUGAGCGGCCCCCUGCCUGCCACUCUCGGUGGUCUCUCCGCCCUCAAUGAGCUGCAGGUCCACAAGAACGGCUUCUCGGGGUCCUUCCCUUCCGCCAUCACGGCCCUCUCCAACCUCACCAUGAUCUAUGCCAGCAACAACUCAUUCACGGGGCCCAUCCCUGCCUUCAUUGGCAACAUGACUCAACUUGCAUUCCUGAAGAUCUACUCCAACCGGCUCAGCGGUACUCUGCCCAACAGCUAUAGCCAGCUGCGCAACCUCACGCACCUUGACCUGCGCGACAUGGAGCUGAGCGGCCCGCUGCCCGAGUGGCUGGGGCUCAUCACGCGCCUGCAGUACCUCCACUUCCGCAUCAACGACUUCUCUGGGCCUCUGCCAGAGUCACUGGGAAACCUCACCAACCUCCUCGAGAUCUCCCUUAUCAGCAACCCUAAGCUCAGCGGCACUCUUCCUGCGUGUUGGGCCAACAUCAUCUCCCUUGGUACCAUUGCGGCGUCGCGCCUUCAGUUCGCAUGCCCGUCGUCCGACUCCUGCUGCCCCACUGGCAGCCCCAUCCAGGACCUGCCCUUCUGCGUCAACUUCUGCCCCCAAUACUGCUCCGCCUGUGCCCCAGGCAUGGCGCCUGCAGCUGUGGCUGGCAUUGCUGUGGGGUGCAGUGUGGCGCUGCUGGCCGUGCUGGCUCUCGCCCUCUACUUCUGGUACUACAAAUGGGGCCCAGGACGCAUACAAGCGUGGGAGCGCGAGUUGGACCGCGGGUUCCGCAAGUACACGUGGCGGGAGAUCAUGGACGCCACGGACAGCUUCAGUGCCGCCAGGAAGCUGGGCAGGGGGGGAUUUGGCACGGUGUACCUGGGGCAGGGGGACUCGCCGGACCACCUGCUGGCCAUCAAGCAUGCGGCGUUUGUGGAGCGGUCAUCCAAGAUUGCGACCAUGUUCGAGGAGGAGGUGAAGGCGGUGUCGCGCUUCCACCACAAGAACCUGGUGCGUCUGCUGGGGUACUGCAACGACAACCUGGAACAGGUGCUGGUGUACGAGUACGUGCCCAACGGCCCGCUCAGCGACCACCUAUACGGCACCAUCAAAGGGCAGCUGCUGACGUUUGAGCAGCGGUUGGAGGCGGCAAUAGGGCUGGCGGAGGGGCUGGUGUACCUGCACAACCACACGGAGCGCCCCACCGUGCACCGCGACAUCAAGCCCUCCAACGUGCUGCUCACACUCGACUACCAGGUGAAGAUUGCGGACUUUGGGUUGCUAAGGGAGGUGGGGAAGGAGGAGAUGGGCACAUUCACCAAGGUGGCCGGCACACGCGGCUACAUGGAUCCCGACUACAUGACGCUCGAAAUGCUCACCACUCGCAGUGAUGUCUACAGCUUUGGGGUGCUGCUGCUGGAGCUGGUGACGGGGAGGGAGGCGAUGGAGAGGGAUCCAGACGACAAGGAUCGCCUGGUGCACAUAACCACGGUGGUGCUGCCGUUUGUGGCGUCGCGCCACAUCCACCUCAUCGUGGACACGCGCAUUGCCACGCCACUCAACCUGCCCCCGCUCCUUGCCAUGGCUCAGAUUGCAGCGCAUUGCGUGCAGCAGCCAGCCACCAGGCGCCCUGAAAUGGUGGAAGUGGUGAAAGCGCUGCAGGCCGCCAAGAAGGGCUACCACGCCGCAAUCACCGCUGCUGCUACCCCUGCUGCUGCUGCUGCUGCUGCUGCUGGUCGUGGUUGGGUGGAUGGAUCGCAGGCAGUGAGUGAAGAGAGGAGGGCACUCAAUGGUGUGCAUGGCGAAGGUGCGGCGGCUUAUGAUGAAGUGGUGGGUGACAUAGCAUGGGAGGGCGGGUGGUCGCGGGAGGUGCUGUGUGCGUGCAAUGUGAAGCCUGACAACGAGGUGGACGUGGCAACGUGGCGCAUGGCCCAUGCGAGCACGGCGCUGGCGGAGGCAGCUGCGGCACUGGUGGAGGCGCGGGCCACGGUGGAGAUGGAUGGCAUGCACAGCCACAGCGACAGUGACAGCGCCGCACAGUCGCAGCGCAAGGCGGCAGUGGGCGAGCUGCCGGCGGUGCCGGUGUUGGAGCAGCGCAGCACAGGGGGGUCCGCCAUCAACCUGAGCAGGUCACAGGAGGGGUCCAGCGAGGGGCGGCGCGUGGGGGACACAGGCAGCUGGGUCGCCAAGAUCCUUGGCAGGGGCAAGCAGGGGGGUGCGGCAUGAGAUGGUGGCACGGUGGUGGGGGAAACACUUCGAGUAUGCACUAGUGAGCAGCCGUCAUUGUGUUUCGGCGGCUAACUCAGCUCCCGUGUAGUGUUCUUUUGAUGUGAGUUCAGUGGGUGCUCAUCGUGCUGAGUAAGAUGGCCAUCGGCCAUGUGUCGAGUGUCAUGCUCAUGGAGGUGCGCAGUAGCCUGUAAGGUAGC